AUGGCUCAGCCCCAAGCUCAAGCCCUCGAGGCCACGGGAAGACCGUCGAUCGAUGGCUCGGAGCUCGAAAAGGCCAAACAGGCCCAACAUGUUGAGACGGAUGCUGUCUCGACUUUUGAAGAUCCCGUGGAAGCGAAGAAGAUCAUUCGAAAGAUCGACUUCAGGCUCAUCCCUUUGUUGAUGUUCCUCUAUACCUUGACCUUCCUGGACAGAGUCAACAUUGGCAAUGCAAGACUCUGGAAUCUUGAGAAAGAUCUGCAUAUGACUGGCUAUGACUACAAUAUCGUCGUUCUUGUCUUCUACAUUCCCUACAUCCUCCUUGAGAUUCCGUCCAAUAUUAUCCUCAACCAUGUCACGCCCCGAUACUGGAUCGGGUUUUUGACAUUGGGAUGGGGCUUGAGCGUUACCUUUGCCGGCUUUUCCAAGAGUUUCGGUGGCUUGCUCGCCUCGCGGAUCUUCAUCGGUGUCUUUGAAGCCGGCAUGUUCCCCGGAUGUCUCUUCCUGAUCGGAUCUUGGUAUCGACGGCACGAACUCCUCACUCGGAUGGCGUGGUUCAUGGUCUCUAACGACAUCGCCGGCUCUAUCUCGGGCCUGCUGGGUGCUGGCCUGGGAUCGCUCAACGGCCUACGGGGCUACUCUGGCUGGAGUUGGAUCUUCUUCGUCGAAGGCGCCGUGACGUGCUGCGCCGCCGUCCUUGCUUUCUUCUACCUGCCCCCUUUCCCCGAAGAUGCACAGUUCCUGAAGCCGGAGGAGAAGGAGUGGGUGAUUCGCCGGCUCAAGCUUGAUGAACAGCGAAGGAAGGAUAACGAGAAGAUGACGAUUGGAGGCGUCAUCCGAUGCAUCAUCAACUGGAAAAUCUUGACCUCGGGUGUUUUGUACCUGGCCGUCUGCGUCACAGCCUACUCGUUGUCCGUCUUCCAGCCGACUGUCUUGAAGACCUUUGGCUGGUCCAGCCUCAAGUCCAACCUGCUUACAACUCCAGUACGUGUCGUUUCUGGAAUCAUCUCCGUCUGCGUUGGUAUCUGGUCGGACAAGGUACAGCGGCGUGGUAUAUUCUGCGUGGUCGGCUUCUCUAUCAGCAUUAUGGGUAAUCUGCUCGUGAUGCUACUCAAGAACGGCAACCUCCGCUACAUGGGAUUCUACUUUGCCUCCAUUGGCAUUUACAUCUGUCAGCCACUGGUUAUUGCUUGGUGUACGAACCAGAUCGUGGGCACGACGAAGCGUGGUACUCUGACCGCUUUCGCCAUCAGUUGUGGCCAGGUCGGUGGCAUCAUUUCGGCGGUAGUAUUCCCCUCGAAGGAUGGGCCCCAGUAUGUCCCCGGCAUCUCCACCUGCAUAGCAUUUCAGGCUGUUGGUAUCAUGGCUGCUGUCAACAUGUGGGCAUGCGCCGCUUGGGAGAAUCGCCAGAGAGACAUGGGCAAGCGCGACAGCCGCAGACAGCUUUCACAAGAUGAACAAGACAAGCUGGGCGAGCUGCAUCCCGACUUCCGUUACACUCUGUAA
This is a messenger RNA of Thyridium curvatum, 1503 nucleotides long. RefSeq lists its product as uncharacterized. Bases 1 to 1503 code for a protein of 500 amino acids. The record is from RefSeq and is a predicted model, not a curated record. The transcript has 3 exons. Gene Ontology annotation, biological process: transmembrane transport. Gene Ontology annotation, cellular component: membrane. NCBI's taxonomy places the organism in Eukaryota, Fungi, Ascomycota, Sordariomycetes, Thyridiales, Thyridiaceae. Gene Ontology annotation, molecular function: transmembrane transporter activity.